CCACCACCGGCGUAUGGUUUCCACGCGCUGACAAGCCUUGCUACUACUGCUCCCACUUGGCUAGCUGUCUUAUUGCGACAAUAAUCUUCUUUCUUAAUUUUACAAAUCUGCUGUGAUUUAUUUGGUGAAAUCGAGAGCGGAGGCUCCGACAUGGCCUCCGAACCAACAGAGGAAGCUAUUGCGAACUUCGUGAGCUUCACUAGCUCAACCCGCGAACAAGCGAUUAGCUUUCUCAAGGCCAAUAAUUUAAAUUCGAAUCAAGCUAUUAAUGCCUACUUUGAAGAUCCCACGGGCCCUCAGACGCAGUCAAUCAGCUACCAAGAUGACUCCAACGUGCCCUUGUUCCAGAUCGAGCACUCCGACCCGGCCCCUGGCUCCUCCAUCACCGCUCCUUCACGCCCACCGUCAACGCUGAACCUAAGUGAACAAGGAUCUAGCGCAGAGUAUCAACAGAGUACCCCUGCACCUACACAGAACACCAACGAUGUCAACAAAGGCCUAUCUUUGGCUGAACAGGAGGAGCGCGAAUUACAGCAAGCCAUGGCUAUGUCUUUGAACCAAAAUCUUGGGCAACAGGAGACAGGUGUUACAACAAAUGAAGCAAAGUUUGCUCGGGCCACCCGCGACCACUAUGAUGAAGGUGCUUGGGCAAUGACGCUGUUCAACUCCAGCGCUCGUGAGAUCAUUGUUAGUCCCGAUCCAGCGGACCGCAGGAGACGGGAAGAAGAGCCAGCUUUCAUUCGUCCGGCCCAAGACAAUAUAUACCUGAGUGGACUAUUAACGAUCCUGCAUUCUAUUCCACUGGCGAGAGAAGCUCUUAUGCUAAGAAACCGACUUCUUCCGAAUUAUGGUCAUGACCCGCAGUGGUGGAACGGACAAUUAAUCAACCUUCCCAAGAUCGUUACUAUCCACGACGCACAGGACGGUGAUACUGAGUGGGAUGAUAUCAUUUACGAAUCUCAGCGGAUAGUAGCAUUCUUGGACUCUACAGACCGCGCGUUUGGUAGCGUUGAUGCGCUGGCAAGUCUGAAAAACAUGUCUAGCUACGAUUCGGAAGGCAGCGUCGGCAGAUUCUUGGAAUCUUGGCAGAGCGCUGCAGUCCGAGCGGACCCGGACAAUCAAUUGGCGACUAUCUUCUCAUCGACUGCCUAUAAACGGCCUCUCUCGAUAUAUGACACACCAUUGGAUAAGGAAUUUUUUUUGCUGGAUGCAUUUGUGGAGCACGAUCAUGGCCAAACUCUCUAUGAUGUUCUAGAUCGCACCAUGUGGUCCGAUAGACCGGGGGAAGAUCUUGACGACGUAUGGCUGGAACAUGUCGCCGAGGUCUUCACAAUCAAGCUGGAAGGCGCUGACAAACCUGUCGACGUGAAAAUCCCCGCAGUUUUCUAUCCUGAUCGAUAUCUCGCAGCCAGUCGAGAUCGGGCGCGAGAGUUCCGUGCGCAGAGGCUCCGGGUACACGAGAAGAUCUUCAAGCUAGAGAGUCUGAUGGGUCGCUUCUCAACCUCAAAGUUGGCCAUUCACAAAGGAAUGACAUCUAGGGAGACCCUAGAGAAAGCUGCUGUUGCCGUUUCCUCAACGCUCCCCAAGAGCCUGUCCAACAACACGACAGCUUUCACUCCUGAUUCAGCCAAUGCCGAGGCACAGAGACUAACAAAUGAACUGAGAGCGAUAUCUAAUAAAAUAGAAACCAAGCUCAAAGAACUGGAGGUCAAGAAACAAAAUGCUCUGGAAAGCCUUCGGGGUUAUUCUAAUAUUCUCACCGAAGCUUCUUCUUCCGGCGAAUCACCGCAUCAUAAGUACACACUGCGAGGCGUUUGCACUGAGCCUCAUGUGACCUACGUCCUACGGCGCUGUGUGCCAGACGGCCCCACGAACGAAUCAGAACCCGCGACAACUAACGAGUACCAAUGGUGGCGGAUCAGCUUUUCAACAGACGAUGCAAAGAAUCGACAGGCCGAGGCAAACCAAGAAAGCAAAGCUGCUUUACACAAUUCCGAUGUCAUCGGAUACACCGCACGCAAGGUCAGGGAGGUCGAGGUUCUUCGAGCGGCCCGCGAAGAGUCUAAGAAUGUCUUGCUUGUCUACGCCAAUAGCAAUGCAAUGGAUUUGAAGGAAGAGUCUGCCCCCCGUCAACUUCAAGACUUUGUACACAUAGACAACCAAGCAUUCGAGGCCGAAUGUGAUGAAGCAGGUAUUACUAAGAACCAGACUAACCAGAUCCCUGCAUUGAGCGCUUCUGAACCGCUGGAUCAACAACGAGGUCGUACGACACAGAACGUGAAUGUGUUUGACUACCAGGUUCCAUCCUUUGAUGAAGGAAUGGGCCGGGGACAGGAGAUGGAAGAAGUGAGUGGACGUCCUUUGCUCAGCCGAAGUAGCACAGCCGGACCUGUGCAACCUUCGCAGAAUGCCGAUGCGAUGUGGGACCAGGUCGACGAAAAGGCGACAUGAGACUCCGGACGGAGGUCUCGACCCGUAGUUACUGUCAUUUAGAUGGAUAUCAACGCUCUCGCAAGCUAGAUAUUUCCCUAACUGGAUAGAAGGCCAAAAAUAAGAACAAAUAUAAGUUGAUCGGAU
Molecule: messenger RNA, 2577 nt
Organism: Aspergillus sclerotioniger CBS 115572
Lineage: Eukaryota; Fungi; Ascomycota; Eurotiomycetes; Eurotiales; Aspergillaceae
Exons: 8
Coding region: 151-2451 (766 amino acids)
Biological process (GO): protein deubiquitination
Cellular component (GO): nucleus; cytosol
Molecular function (GO): protein binding
Source: RefSeq, a predicted model, not a curated record